Molecule: messenger RNA, 1446 nt
Organism: Morchella importuna
Lineage: Eukaryota; Fungi; Ascomycota; Pezizomycetes; Pezizales; Morchellaceae
Exons: 5
Coding region: 1-1446 (481 amino acids)
Biological process (GO): cardiolipin biosynthetic process
Cellular component (GO): mitochondrion
Molecular function (GO): CDP-diacylglycerol-glycerol-3-phosphate 3-phosphatidyltransferase activity
Source: RefSeq, a predicted model, not a curated record
AUGAUAAUUACAACCUUCCGGCGCACUCUAUUGCGGUCCUCCGCCCCUCCUUCACGUUUGUUCUUCUCGUGCGCAAAGCGGAACUUUGCAUCCUCAUCCCCCCCACCUUCACACAACGGCACAACAGCUCAUACAACCUCAAUGUUGGGUACCCUGACCGGGGAAUUGGAUAAGCUUGCGCCUAGAUUUGAGAUUCGUGCAAAUCAAAUUAGGAUACUGAGAGCCCCAACUGAGUUUUACGAGACGUUAAAGGAACGUAUAUUGAAAGCGGAAAGGAGAAUAUUUCUUAGUACGCUUUAUAUAGGAAAAACUGAGAAUGAGCUUAUUGAGACACUUCGACAAGUACUCCGCAACCAACCAAACCUCCAAGUUUCAAUACUAUCUGAUGCCCUCCGUGGCACCAGAGAGGCACCAAAUGCCUCAUGUGCCUCCCUUCUUGCUCCAUUGAUUGAGGAAUUUGGAGACCGUGUUGAGAUUAGAAUGUACCAUACCCCAAACCUGCGUGGAUUGAGGAAACAGGUUGUUCCAAAGCGCCUCAACGAAGGUUGGGGACUUCAGCACAUGAAGCUUUACGGUAUCGAUGAUGAGAUUAUCAUUUCUGGGGCGAAUCUCUCAGAAGACUACUUCACGAACCGACAAGAUAGAUACCAUGUUUUCUCGUCCAAAGAUUUAACAAACUACUUUGCCGGUAUUCACCAUGCGAUAUGUUCAAUCAGUUACAAGGUUUUACCUGCAUCGAUAGACGUUGGCGGGUUUACAUUGGAGUGGCCGGUCUCCAAUCCAGCGCCCCAGCCGACAGAGGAUCCAACCGCAUUUAAAGUCUCUGCAACUGCUAUUCUCGGACCUCUCAUACGCCCUGCGGCCCCUGCGGUAGCUCUGCCUCAGGCCUCCACUAGGACAGUUGUAUACCCCCUUGCUCAGUUUACUCCGCUCAUGCACCCAACAGAUAUAUCGACCGAGCACCCAGGUCUUUUGGCGGUUCUACAGUUGCUCUCAAGACCUGAUUGGGCAUCUUCAAAAUGGAUGUUCACAGCGGGCUAUUUCAACAUUCACUCUGAGCUUAAGAAACUAUUGCUAGAAUCCAAGUCAGUCCAAGGCACCGUCGUGACUGCAGCUCCAGAAGCGAAUGGAUUUUAUGGGAGUAAGGGCGUUAGUAGCAUGUUACCUCCAGCAUAUACAUUGCUAGCAAGAAGAUUCUUAGCAGACGUUAUUAAAAUGGGCAAGAGUGAGCAAAUACAUGUUCGGGAGUGGAUGAAGGGGGGGACCAUUGGGAAGGAUCCUGAGGCCUGGACCUAUCACGCAAAAGGUAUCUGGGUGACCCAACCUCAAGAUGAGAACCCAAGUAUUACACUCGUGGGGUCUUCAAAUUAUACAAAGCAAGCAACUCGGCGAGGAAGUAGAAUGGCUACAGAAAGACUCACGCAAAGUAGAUAUGCAAGAUUUUGA